Molecule: messenger RNA, 1131 nt
Organism: Vigna radiata var. radiata (mung bean)
Lineage: Eukaryota; Viridiplantae; Streptophyta; Magnoliopsida; Fabales; Fabaceae
Exons: 2
Coding region: 140-904 (254 amino acids)
Source: RefSeq, a predicted model, not a curated record
AGAAGAAAGAUGUCUGAAAGCAAUUGAAGAACCUAAGUGGUGAUAUGAGAGAGGCUUCAUUACAAACCGGGGACAUUCAUCUGAGAUUCUCUUCCUACCAUUUCCUUUGGUUUUGAUUCUCCCAGAGAGAGAGAGAGAGAUGGGAGUGCUUUCCAAUAUGAUCGACCGUGAAAAUCUGAAACUCGGUGAUCACAUUUACUCUUGGAGGCAAGCCUACAUCUAUGCGCACCACGGAAUAUAUGUUGGCUGUGGAAUGGUGGUCCACUUUACCAGAGGAGCAGGUCAAGAAAUUGGAACAGGGACUGUGUUGGACAAUUUCCUUUUAAGUUCAUCUCCCACUCAUUCGAUUGACACUCCAUGCCCAAUAUGUGCUGACCAAACUAGGACCGAUGGUGUCUUAUGUUCCUGUUUGGAUUGUUUUCUUUCUGGUGGCAAUCUAUACAUCUUUGAGUAUGGGGUAUCACCUGCAUUUUUUCUAGCCAAAGCUCGAGGAGGUACCUGCACUCUUGCUCCAUCUGAUCCAGUUGAAGAUGUCCUUCAUCGUUCUUCAUUUCUUCUCGAAAAUGGGUUUGGUGGCUACAAUGUUUUCAAGAAUAACUGCGAAGACUUUGCAAUUUACUGCAAAACAGGCCUGCUUGUGUCCACAAACAUCAGUGUUGGUCGCAGUGGGCAAUUGGCAUCUUACGUAUCUGCUGCUAGUACUGUAGUUUCCACACCGCUUCGUUUUAUGACCACCAGUUUCAGUGGUUUGGCAUUGGUUAGUGUUGGCAUGUACUGUGUCGGAAGGUUGAUGUCUGAUAUUGGAGUACGCCGUGAUGUGCUGAAAGUUCCAGUGGAAAGGCUUACAGCUACACCUGGCCUGGAUAUAUCAGAGAGGACAACUGAGAUGGCCAAGGAAGAUUAAUGUUGUUGAUGGUUACUGGUAGACAUGUGAAGUUACAUUCAACUCCCUCCAACAUCUACUGUUUUUAUUUCUGCAGUUUAUAUUUAUGUGACAUGUUCAUAAACCAAUCUAUCAUUUGGGUGCAAAAACAUUCUCGCUACCUUGUUAAUAUAUUAUGAAACACAGGAUUUCCCCUAUAGCUUGACUUCUGUUAUCUAAAUAACGUGACAAUAGUCAGGUCUGUGCAA